UGGAGAGAGAGCCGCUAACCAGACUGUUAGCGUGAAACAUCAGUAACAACAAGCGGCACAGAAAAGAGGGGGGAAAAAACUCACACUGAGCCCCGGGAGACCGUUUAAACCUGCCGCGAACAGCACACAGCCCGCGUCCCGACCGUGUGGACCCGCUGCCGCCGAGGUCUUCCAACGUCUCCUUCCUGGACAGAUGUUGAGGUGUAACUACUGUUAGAGGUGACAGGGUGAGGAAGAGGAGGAGUGUCGGUUAACUGCACCAGGUUUUGUCUCAUGAGAGUGACUGUGCCAUCCAGACGCCGCCAGUGACCAGGGCUGUGGCUGUGGCGGGCCCGGCCCAGGAGGCCUUUUCGUACAUCACUCCAGGCUCCCGCUGACCUGCGCUGCUCACACCAUGGAUCAACAAAGAGACAAAUAUGGCGAGCGGCCGGCGAGGAGCACUAAAGUUUCCCAGGGAAGCCGAAGCGGACACUCGUCCCGGCCGUCUGGAUCCUCCAGCUCCUCCGGCGUUCUCAUGGUGGGGCCCAACUUUCGUGUGGGCAAAAAGAUCGGCUGUGGAAACUUUGGUGAAUUGAAGCUUGGUAAAAAUCUCUACACAAACGAGUAUGUAGCCAUUAAACUGGAACCAGUGAAGUCGAGGGCCCCACAGCUGCAUCUAGAGUACCGGUUCUACAAAACUCUGGGCACUACAGCCGAGGGCGUGCCCCAGGUGUUUUACUUCGGGCCCUGUGGGAAAUACAACGCCAUGGUUCUGGAGCUGCUGGGCCCGAGUCUAGAAGACCUCUUUGACCUUUGUGACAGAACCUUUUCACUGAAGACCGUCUUAAUGAUCGCAAUUCAGCUGAUUUCUCGAAUGGAGUACGUGCACUCUAAAAAUCUCAUCUACAGAGAUGUAAAACCCGAAAACUUUCUCAUCGGACGGCAAGGGAACAAAAAGGAACACAUCAUCCACAUCAUCGACUUUGGCCUGGCCAAAGAGUACAUCGACCCCGAGACCAAAAAACACAUUCCGUACCGGGAGCACAAGAGCCUGACCGGUACCGCCCGGUAUAUGUCCAUCAACACACAUUUAGGCAAAGAACAAAGCCGGCGAGAUGACCUGGAGGCCUUAGGCCACAUGUUCAUGUAUUUCCUACGUGGGAGUCUACCUUGGCAAGGACUAAAGGCUGACACACUGAAAGAAAGAUACCAGAAGAUUGGAGACACAAAACGAAACACUCCCAUCGAGGUCCUCUGUGAGAACUUCCCAGAGGAGAUGGCCACCUACUUGCGGUAUGUGAGGCGGUUGGACUUCUUUGAAAAGCCUGACUAUGAAUAUCUGAGGACUCUGUUCACUGAGCUGUUCGAGAGGAAAGGAUACACCUUUGACUACACUUACGACUGGGUUGGCAGGCAAAUUCCCACACCAGUGGGAUCUGUCCACAUAGACUCUGGUGCAUCAGCGGUCACGAGAGAGAGUCAUCCUCACAGAGACCGACCCUCACAGCACGCACCGAUUAGAAAUCAGACAGCAGUCUCAGAUCGACGAGGAGCAUGGGAGGUGCAGCCCACACGCCAAGCAAACUCCUCCUAUCUGACCUCCCACCUGGCAGCGGACAGGCACGGGGGCUCAGUGCAGGUGGUCAGCUCGACCAACGGGGAGCUGAACGCAGACGAUCCGCUGGCAGCUCAUUCCAACGCUCCGAUUACAGCUCAGGCAGAGGUGGAGGUGGUCGACGAGGCCAAGUGCUGCUGCUUCUUCAAGCGAAAACGGAAGAAGAACACGCCGAGGCACAAAUGAUCACCCAGCACCAGCCUGAAACCUUCCAAGUGUCCGGCUCAGUUGAUUGUGAUUUCAGAAAUCAAUAAGGUCCCAUUCAGAGCAAAAGAGGGAGUCAACGGAAAGAUCUUGAUUGAAUUGUUCUCUGUUGGGACCAGUUAAAAAUGGUUUGUCGAGAUGUACAAGACGCUUGUGUCUUUUGAUGGGAGUCCUUUUUUUAAAUUUUUGUUUUCUUUUUUUCCCCUCUGCCGAGACGUGUGGGGAUGAUUUGCAGGUCAGUCGGCCAAAACGGGGAAACCUUUUUUGAUGGAAUUUUUGCAGAGAAUGGAUGUUAUUGUUAUUUUUUUUUCCCUCCUCAAGACGCCCGCCAUUUGUAUUUUUCCUCUCCUCAUUUUUGGCAUAUUUUUGCUCCUGUUUCUCUUCUGUGGUGUUGCGAAACGAAGAGACAGAUCUUCCCGUGGCGUACUAUGAUUUCCCGCUUUACUCACAAAAGCAUUAUUUUUCACAUCCCCCCCUCCCUCCUCUUCCGCCAGAGUCCCAGGUCAACGCCGUCUGCCCCUCGUUAGUUUACUCGCUCAUUUUGACACAAAGCCCUGUUGGUCUUUCCUGACGUGGGACUGAAUGUAAACCUGAGGAGCCAAGAGUGAAGCUGCCUACAUUCGGGCACAAAGAGCAUCAGUCUGCCGAUUGGCCCCUGCACUUUUUUUCCUCCAAAGAGGUCAACCCCGGCACUGGGACCCGAGAGAACAGAAGACCAGAGACGCCUCCUGCACUGUGUUCUCUGAGGACGGUUUCUGCUCACGCUGCUUGGUUAAAGCACUCCCCUUAACCACGCUGCUGUUCUAAACACACUACAGUCUCUCUUUGUGACUCUCAUGCAGUUUUCGCUCCUGUUGUCUUUGCGCCGACGAGCGGCAGCCUGACGCUUGUUGACGGGGCUGAAACAAAAACAAAACAAACAAAAAAAAAAAAUUGCUAUUUAUGCUAUUUAUCUCUUGGUUUGCCACCAGUUUUCCUACUAAUUCUAAAAAAAAAAAAAACAUACACACUGAAUGUAUGGACGGAAAAGUAAAUGACUUUGGAGCAUUUAUAUAAUCUGUCAUGUGCAUGGGAAGGAAAUUGCAGUUAGGGAGUGAAGACCAAUGUUUAAAAAGUUAGAAAAAAAAGAAGAAAAAAAAAGUGAGACCAAAUCCGAGUGGGUUUGUUGGGUUGGGAGGAUCUUACAGGUCGGUGAUCUUAGUAACUGCACCAGUGGAUAUUUGGGGGGAAAAGUUGCUUUGGAGCGACGAGAGAAAACUGGUAAAAUGCUUUGGAGAAUCACAGCCUCUAAAACGCUUCUGUCCAAUGCCUUAACCCCAACCAACCAACCAACCGACCGACCGACCAACCACCCAACCAACUGACCGACCACCGCAUCACAUCACCAGUUGGACAACCAGCUAGCAGCAUGGCGGUAGUGAGAUGUGCAGUUUUUUGGGGUCGCCUGUAUAAUAGAGCAGUUAAUGACUUCCCUUGUUGACACACUGAAGACGUAUUUCCCGAGAAAGCAAUGCCAAAAUGGAAAAGGUUUGGUGUCGUAACGGUGUUAAAAGAUGUCGUCCCCGCCCCUCCGUGUCCAGUCUGAAGACCCCUGUGCUGCAAAGUGACGACGUUUGGACGACUGCUGAAGCCCGCUGCCUCUCCUCGGACGCCAGCGGGAGCGAGGGGCGGACAACAAGUGAACAUGUCCAUACCAUUUUUGUUUUUUUUUUAAUUUUAGUGUCACGGAGGACUGCCUUGAAACAAUAUCCUCGAUAUGUCACCUUGCCUAUCCUCCUAACGGAGAGUGAAUUACCGUUCAUGGGUGUUUUAUUUUUUUAAUUUUACAUCGUUAAUGCUAAUGUGAAUUUGUUGAAUGCAAUUUUUUUUUUCUCCAUUCCAAAUAGCCAUGGUUUUAUGGGGAAAGAGAGGGUAAACAAAAACAAAACAACAACAACAAAAGCUCCAGACCAUGACUGCACUACAUUUGUUGACCCCCGGCUUUCCCUGACAAGACCCUGCCUUCUUAAUACUGUACUUUAAAUGUGCUUAUUACUUUAAUUGUAGCUGCCUCGUGUGCUAGGCCUUCCCUAUAGGGUGCAGGGAAUACACUUUAUUGUUUCUUUUCCCCCCUUUUUUUGUGCCAUCACACCCUCCACCCUCUUUUCUUCCCUCCACACACAUGCAAGUCCAACAUGAAUCGACUCUCAGUGGAGUGUUUUUCUUUUGUUUUGUUUCGUGGACCUGCUCCAUCAUCUUUAAACAAUGUUGUAGAUGUUGCAAAAUUAUCUCAAUGAAUCAGUAUGUAAACCUGCUUGUUAUGUGUAUUUACACUGUAUAGCUUUUGGUUUAUUUUUUACCCCCCACCAAGACAUGUCAGUUACUCCGGGGUCUAAGUUAUUGUGUUAUCGAAAGUACUUGAAUAUGAAAAUCUACGGGACCUUUUCUGUUUGUUUUUUUUUGUUUUUGUUUUUGUUUUUUAUUUCCUAGUAAUUCCACACAUAGGAUUUUGAGGGGAAAAGGUGGGAAAACAGGCUAUUUGAAUGACAGGUAUUCGUUUCUUAGAGAUGUCUCAGUGCCUCUUGAGUGUGUUGGACAGGUGAAGUUUUUGUUUGUGUGUGUGUGUGUGUGUGCGUGUGUGUGUUUAUCUGGUCGGGGGGGAGGGGAGGGUUUGUCGUUUCCACCCGGAAGAGGUGCGGUUAGAUGUUGAGAGGUUUAAAAAAGAAAAAGAAAAAAAUCACUUCUAUGUCUCUGUGAAAACAUUCUUCAUGAUGUAUUUUUGAUCCGGUGUCGGGAGAAAUCCGAGACACCAAAACCUGUGACGCCGGCCGCCUGCGGUUCCUUCGCGGCGGCCGGACUGUUCGGUUCCAGCAGCUACUUGAGAGAAGCUGAAAGUAUUGUGUGUAGUGAGAUGGAUAUCAAGACUAUAUAGCCUUCAAUGUUCCCCCUGAAUUCCCCCCCGAGUGCCAUUCCUGAGACGACUACUACUACUACUAGCCCAUGCCUUGUACCUGUGCCAGGAAAAAAAUAUGAAGCUGAAUGUGUGUUUUUUUUUUUGUUUGUCUUUUUGUUUUUUUUAAACCAUCGCAUUCCAUCGUGUGUCCUUGACGUGUCCGCUGUCAGGUUUUUUUGGGAGAAAUCGUGGCUCGAUGCCGAACGAGUGUCGAUGAAAGUGUUUUUAAAGAGUUCAAUAUUCUAUCACGAGCUUGUGACUGAUCAUGUUCCGCUUCUUCCUCAAGCUGAAACGGUAGAUAUCGAUAUAUUACUCCGAUGUAUUUACUUUUUUUUUUUAUAACUCUGUGGGCGUCGUACAGGGCGAUAUAGGAGUGCUCUGUAUGAUUCGUAUCUGCAUGGCUUAUCCGGAGACGCCUCCUCUCCGGCGAAUCUUCUUAACCCGUAGGGCUCGUGUACCGUCGGAUCAGCGAGACGCUCCGGCUUCCAGUCCUCGCGCGAGAUACGAAUUCGUUCUUUCCUCGCAGCACAUUCCAUUUCAGUUCCCACUUCUUUUUCCUCACACAGGUUCACUCCAGUCAGACGUGUGUUUGUGUGUCGCUCAUUCCUGCGUGUCGAAGCUGUGUAAAUCAAAGCAAAGGACAGUUAAAGUGUGAAUGAAUGGCUUUAGGUCUCUUUGGGUUCUCUGGCACUUUUUCCUUGUUGCUGUACUGUAGAAUUGUGUUGGAUUUACUGUAUAUUUUUUCUUUGAGGGAGAGGUGUAGGGUGACAUUUACUGCAAUAUUGUGAUGAUUAUUUGAACUGUAAAUUGUACAGAGUUCACAAUUGUAGUCUUUGUUUUCUGUUGGGAAUCCAUAUAAAAAAAGACGAAUUCUUUGAUUUUUGUUUUUCUUUUCUCUCUCUCUCUCAGACUGUGGAAAAUCUAAUUGUACAGCUCCAAGAGUUUAUCCUCCCCUCAGCAUUGUUUUUUUUUCUGUUUGUUUGUUUUUUAGAGCUAUGAUUAAGAGAAAUCUUAAAACUGUAAAUAAAUAUUAUUGUGUUGAAAUAUGAAUGUCACUUCAAAAAUGUAUUUGAAUGAGUUAGUCAAGGGCUUCAAGAAUGAAGGACCCACAUUUCUUCUUUUUAUGGUUUCAUAUUUUUAAUUUGCAGAAUGGUAAAGGUCCUUUUUAUCGGAGAUGCCUAUGUUUUUGUUUUUUUUUCUCCUCCUUGGAUUCAUAUAAUACGAUGUGUCACACAUGAACCUUAUAAAAAUCACUUUUUAUUCCCUCCACACCUAAAGGGAAACUCCAGUUUGCACCCUUUUUUAUGUAAAAUAAAAGAUCUCUCCACCUUG
Molecule: messenger RNA, 6062 nt
Organism: Stegastes partitus (bicolor damselfish)
Lineage: Eukaryota; Metazoa; Chordata; Actinopteri; Pomacentridae
Gene: csnk1g1
Product: casein kinase 1, gamma 1
Exons: 13
Coding region: 395-1780 (461 amino acids)
Biological process (GO): protein phosphorylation
Molecular function (GO): ATP binding; protein serine/threonine kinase activity
Source: RefSeq, a predicted model, not a curated record